Molecule: messenger RNA, 129 nt
Organism: Funneliformis geosporum
Lineage: Eukaryota; Fungi; Glomeromycota; Glomeromycetes; Glomerales; Glomeraceae
Source: the annotation of a GenBank genome assembly
AUGACUAAAGAACCAAGAGCAUAUGAUUUUUUCCCAAUCGCUAGAAGCAGAAGUGAAACGAAGUUAAUAAGAAAAGGGAUUGAAUUUAGUCCAAUAAAUAAUUCCUCAUCAAAAUAUUUCAAUAAUUCA